GAUCAUGCGGAGACACCAAUAUUGAAAGGAACUCAUAAAAUUAUAAUUGCAAGGGCGAUAUACGUUAGAUAGAGAUGGAAUGGAGAAGAUGUUAUCUGGAUGUGAUACUUGUACCACUAGGGUUUUUGAUAACCACUGCUUAUCAUAUCUGGUUAUGGCAUAAGGUUCGCAAACAACCACUCUCAACCAUCAUCGGAACAAAUGCUAGAGGCCGACGUUUUUGGGUCGCCGCCAUUAUGAAGGACAACGACAAGAAGAACAUCCUCGCGGUCCAGUCGCUUAGGAACACAAUCAUGGGAUCAACCUUGAUGGCCACUACGUCGAUCCUCCUUUGCUCUGGGCUGGCAGCCGUCAUAAGCAGCACAUACAGCGUGAAGAAACCGCUGAACGACACUGUUUUUGGGGCCCAUGGGGAAUUCAUGGUGGCGUUGAAAUAUGUGACGCUACUCACCAUUUUCCUCUUCUCAUUUUUCUGCCACUCUCUGUCCAUUAGAUUCAUCAACCAGGUCAACAUCCUGAUCAACACUCCACAGGACGACACGUCGAUAGUGACACCAGAGUACGUGUACGAGCUCUUAGAGAAGGGGUUCCUCCUGAAUACAGUGGGAAACAGGCUCUUCCAUAUUGGACUUCCUCUUCUGCUAUGGAUAUUUGGUCCAGUAUUGGUCUUCUUGUGUUCUGUCACCAUGGUGCCAGUGCUUUACAAUCUGGACUUUGUGUUUGGGUGUGGGAAGGGCAAAACUGAGAAUGACGACUUUGUAUGAUUAUAGUGGAAAAAAAAAAAAAAAAAAAAAAAGGGAAAAAAGAAAAGAAAUGGGAAUUUGGAUGUUGUUAUUGUGUAUGUCCAUUUGGCCCGCCUCAAGACAACUUUUGUCUGA
Molecule: messenger RNA, 878 nt
Organism: Alnus glutinosa
Lineage: Eukaryota; Viridiplantae; Streptophyta; Magnoliopsida; Fagales; Betulaceae
Exons: 2
Coding region: 75-764 (229 amino acids)
Source: RefSeq, a predicted model, not a curated record